CGGUUACUUUGGAUGCAGACCCCUUCGCUAUUGGAGAAAGAAGCCUGACAACUGCACUCUCUCUUAUCUCAAGUGAAUACUUCCUGAGGGACUCAGUUCUAUCUGUGACAAAAGCCAUCUGUAGCAAUGAGAUGAUGUCGUGGCUACAUUUCAUCUAAUACUCAGUUCCAUCUCCACAGGUAAAUGAGUUUGGACUUUCCCAUACCGAAGGUCAGAAUGCUGCCUCUCUGUCAUGCUCUAGCUAUAACUGUGGUCCAGAUCUUUAUCUUCUCAGAAAACCGGGCAUUUGCCAAGAAUAUCAACUUCUAUAAUGUGAGGCCUCUUCUCGACCCCACACCAUUUCCAAACAGCUUCAAGUGCUUUACCUGUGAAAAUGCAGGGGAUAAUUAUAACUGCAAUAGAUGGGCAGAAGACAAAUGGUGUCCACAAAAUACACAGUACUGUUUGACAGUUCAUCACUUUACCAGUCGUGGAAGAAGUACAUCAAUCACCAAAAAGUGUGCCUCUAGAAGUGAAUGUCAUUUUGUUGGCUGCCAUCACAGCCGAGAUUCUGAACAUACAGAGUGUAGGUCUUGUUGUGAAGGAAUGAUCUGCAAUGUAGAAUUACCCACCAACCACACUAACGCGGUCUUCGCCAUAAUGCACGCUCAGAGAACGUCUGGCAGCGCUGCCCCCAUGCUCUACCUGCCAUUGCUUGCCUGGGUCUUCAUGUAUCCAUUGAUAUGAUGCCAUCAUUCCUAGGAGAGGCAGAGACGAGCCCUCUGAAGCACCAGCUAAAAACUGUGUAAGCAGUGAACUUUUGAAUGAAGACCAAUCUGGCAAAGAGUAUACAUUGGACCCCAAAGGAGGAGGCAGUUGUUUUUUAGCUAAAAUGCUCCUGCAUGUGGCCAUGGGUCAGACGAAGGGGAUUUGGCCAGGACUGAGGAUAUUAUCUGGCUUCCAGGCUUCCUGAUCAAAGAGGCUGCAUUUUGUCACUUCUACAGGAAGGAUCCUGCCAGCAUCUACAACGGGCAGGUUGUAGUAGCCUGUAUUGUCCAUGCCUAACCGGGCCUUUAGCUGAAAGGACUUGUCAAUCUCAUUGACUCCUUCAGAGGCUGCUGAGUCGGACCCUCUCAUUUCUGUGACUAGCUCAGAGCAUCUCUAUGAAAUCUAACUCUUCUCCUGAUGAGAAAGUAAUUUCCCUGACAACUGUAGUCAAUGACAAAGGCAACUCUAGGAGGAAAACUUCCAUUUGAACUAAUAUGAAACCCAUUUGCUAAUU
This is a messenger RNA of Pteropus alecto (black flying fox), 1261 nucleotides long. RefSeq names its product LY6/PLAUR domain containing 6B (gene LYPD6B). The record is from RefSeq and is a predicted model, not a curated record. Gene Ontology annotation, molecular function: acetylcholine receptor regulator activity. NCBI's taxonomy places the organism in Eukaryota, Metazoa, Chordata, Mammalia, Chiroptera, Pteropodidae. The coding region runs from base 184 to 726 and encodes 180 amino acids. The transcript has 6 exons.